AUGAGAUUAUUUGCCCUCAGCAUCACAAUUUUGCUGGCGCGCGCGGAGAUAGGUCUCCACCUUCUCGACGGGACAGACACGCCGACGCUCCAUCGUGAUAUAGCCGCACCGAGCACGGUCUCGAUCGAAGACUUACUGAAACCGUUCGCCGGCAAAAAGCCGGGCCUCGCCUUCCGCGUCCACGCCGACAACGACGCGAAGGCCGCGGGCGGCGUCGCCGAUGCCGUCGUCGCUUCGUUGCGAGAGUCCGGCUUGCCCGCGGACCCGGCGGAGGCGGUCGCCGUCCUCACUAAAUCUCCCGUGCCGCUUUCGAUCACGCUCCAGUUCGAGUACCUCGAGACCGCGUGGCCUGUUGGCGUCAAGAAACUAGCGGAGGCGUUCGGCGAGACGAAUGGGCGGGCAGAAGUUGAGGGAGGCUUGCUGCUCCACGCCUACCUCUCGACGGCUGGCGCCGCUGCGCUCCCAUCGCACGAAGAUCUAGGUGAUAUCCUCGUCGUCCAGCUCUCGGGGGCCAAGACGUGGACGUUCGACGGCGAUGAUUACGUCGUGACGCUCGAGCCGGGCGACGGCCUCGUGAUCCCGGCCGACACGCGCCACGCCGCCCGCGCGACCGAGGGCGGCGUCUCUGCCCACCUGACGAUCCACCGCAUCGGCGAGCACCAGACCGACGUCGCGCGUCGGCAGCUUCGCUUCGACGACGAGGACCCGCGGCGGUGCUACUCGGGAGACGCGUACUGCCCCUCCGCAUGCGAGGGCGACUGCGACGACUGCGUGUAUUGUACGGACGCCGACACGAUUUGCCGCAGCGAAGUCGAGAAGAAUCCUUUCUACGACGGCUAUCCCUACAACAUCUGCUGCCUCACCGUCGGCUACGAGAUAGAGCGGGCGGAGCCGUGCGAAUGCCCGCGCUGGCCCGGGCCCGACCCCGAUUGCUCGCCGACGUACCAGCCGACGAAGAAACCUACCUCGCCAGGAGGAUACGCCCCCACGUACAAGCCGACGCGCAAACCCUCUGGCUCGGGAGGAUGCGAAGAUGACGAAUCUUGGAAAUACGACGCGGGUGAAAAGGGUGAAAAGGGGUGUGACCACGUCGCUAGCGAGCCGGACAAGGUCGAAAAGCGAUGCUCGCAGCGCGUGUCGGAAGACGGCGUCCCCGCGUACGAGGCGUGUAAGCUCACGUGCGGCACGUGUUCCUUCUCGCUCCACGACAGCGACAUGACGUACAAACAGUGCAAAAAGGCGUGCGAGAAGAAGGGCCUCCGGAUGCCGUGCAUCACCUCGAGGGCUGUCGACGAGGCGCUCGAGAGCGCCAUAAAGCUAGAACGGGACUAUUCCGGCUGGAUCGCCUACAAUGACAAGGAUACGGAAGGCGAGUUUGUCUGGGAGGACGGCUGUACGUCGUCGUACACGAAUUGGGACGCGGGUCCGCCCCAAGAACCCAACAACGACCCCAACUUUGGCGGCGAGGACUGUACGAUCAAGUGGAACGAUGGUACGGUAUGGAACGACGUGCCUUGUGAUUUCACCUACCCGUGCUACUGCCAGGCCGUGAAGGGAGGCGGGUACUAG
Messenger RNA from Pelagomonas calceolata, 1569 nucleotides. The record is from the annotation of a GenBank genome assembly. NCBI's taxonomy places the organism in Eukaryota, Pelagophyceae, Pelagomonadales, Pelagomonadaceae.